GAAGGCAGCACAGCUCGUGGACGUCAGCAUGGCUUCAGGUGGCAGCACAGACCAUGAACUGUAAUCAUUAUGACAACUGUGGAAUAGCUACUAUGAUUAUCCCCAAUCUAUGGAUCAGGAGAGGGAUAAGGAAGUUUGCUUUUCAGCCGCCUCAUGGAUGGACUGGAGGAGGGAUGAUCUAACUCUUGAAUUCGGUGGUCACUGUCAGACAACUGCAGACAGCUGUGUGGGCAUUUUAGUGGCUGCUUCCAAAGAAGUAGCCUGGGAAGUAUGUGGCAGUUACUCCUUAGGAAACCAGAAAGGAAGAAUGGGACAAAGGAAGAAAUCAGCUGUUGGAGCAGCAGAGGACUUAGACACUGACAGAAUGCCAACCGUUAGGGACAGUCUGCCCACCCUGUUGCUUCUUUUGCCACAGCAACUUGAUAAAAACUAUUUCGGGAAGGAAUGUCCUCAGAACUGGAGUAUCUUCAGCUCCCAAGGUUUCCUCUGAAUGACUGGUCAACAGGUGUCAAAGAGCUGGUGGCAGAAAUAUUCCAGACCCCUCUAUCGUUCUAAUUUUACACCUGCCUAGGUGGCAGAGUUUGAAUGUAUUGCUUCUUGAACAAGGAAGCCUUUUAUUUGUCUCUGCAGGAAAAAAAAAAUAAGGCAAAUAAAGAUGAAGUAGCAUUUCCAUAG
This is a messenger RNA of Mastomys coucha (southern multimammate mouse), 675 nucleotides long. RefSeq lists its product as uncharacterized. The transcript is spliced from 2 exons. The coding region runs from base 110 to 490 and encodes 126 amino acids. The record is from RefSeq and is a predicted model, not a curated record. Lineage: Eukaryota; Metazoa; Chordata; Mammalia; Rodentia; Muridae.